Messenger RNA from Pieris brassicae (large cabbage white), 2250 nucleotides. It is a transcript of the gene eIF4H1, whose product is annotated as eukaryotic translation initiation factor 4H. Gene Ontology annotation, molecular function: RNA binding. The transcript has 6 exons. Bases 70 to 882 code for a protein of 270 amino acids. Lineage: Eukaryota; Metazoa; Arthropoda; Insecta; Lepidoptera; Pieridae. The record is from RefSeq and is a predicted model, not a curated record.
CAACUCAAGCAAAAAGAACACAUCUAGAAAGCAAUGCGCGCGCAAAAUUAGUAUUCUGUGUUUCUAAACAUGGCAGGUCGUAGUGGUUUUGAUGAUGGAAAUCCGAGGGAUUACGGUGGCGGGAGAAGAACCGCGGGCGGUCGCCCCUUGCCUACAGAGCCACCUUACAAAGCCUAUGUUGGAAAUCUACCAUCUGGAAUUAUACAAGGAGACAUUAACAGAAUCUUUCCCGACCUGAAAAUUAAAAAUGUGAGGUUAGUAAUGGAUAAGGAAACUGAUAAAUUCAAAGGCUUCUGCUAUGUGGAAUUUGAAUAUUUGGAGGAUUUGAUCAAGGCAAUUGAAAUGAAUGGUGCCCUUAAUGUAGAUGGAAACUGUGUUAAAAUUGAUGUAGCUGAAGAAAAGAGAAAUGAUAGGGGAGGUUUCGACCGGGGUCGGCGGGAUGGUGGACGCGAUGGUGGUCGUGGGGGAUUCAGACGGGAUGGAGGCCGUGGUACGUACGACCACUUCGAUGCCGUCGGUCGUGGCCCAAGGCACCAGGGUGGAGGGUUCGCACAUGAACGCGAGCGAGGAGGAGGAGGAGGCCCUGGUGGUGAGAGAUGGACUGAGCGGGGCCCUCGUGGGUCCUCAGAGGAACCCCGUCCAGGCGACUGGGGCCGAAUGGGGCGCUCAGGGCCUGCCCCGCCCCCUGGCGGUCAACGCCCAAGGAGGAACUUUGACGAUAUGCCGCCCUCUAGGCCUGAUACCACUGGUAGGCCAAAACUAAAACUAGAGCCAAGAACAGUAAAGGAGCCAGUAAACUCACUGGCGGCCACAAGUCAGGCCUCUUCCAUAUUCGGCGGCGCACGACCGCGGGAGGAACGACUUAAAGAGAUGAGGGAGUAGAUACAAGCUCUAAUAAAAGCCGAUAAUACCCUCACGUGUAUCAACUCUUAUAAAAUCAUAUCAUGUAACCUGGUGAACUGCCAUGAAAAUAACAUGUGCUAUGUGUAGAGACACAUAUCUUUGCUUCAGGAAGCUGAAUGGGACGGUUUUUUAUAAGUUUUUAUUAUUCGUCUGUUAAGUGUUUUCUUAUGGUUUAAUAAUUACAAAACACUUUUGGUUAUAAAUGUGGUAAAUGCAAGUAAUUUUCUAUACCUUGCUUGUCACUUUUCUGUAACACCUUUUUUCCAUUAAAAUAGGAUUUGGAAAUAAAAACCUUAUUAUAUAUAUAUUAAGGUUUACUUUAUUACUACAAUAUUUGCUACCUUGGAACACUAUUUUACAGACUUAUAUGACAAUAAAUUUGUUAUUUUUAAUAUUUUGAUAUUUCAAAUUACAGUGAUCUUCUAUAAGAAGAUGUACCUGUUAUAAAUCACCAUACAUUUUAUGAAAUAUAUUCAAUAAUCUAUGUCAUGUAGGUCUAAGUAAAAUGUAAGAUAUGAAAAAAAUUGUUUUAUGUAACCGUGACAAAUAUUUUGGGUAGCCAUCCAAAAUAGUAAGAAAAUAUAUUUUUUUUACGACUACACUGUUUUUAAGUUAAUCUUUUAAGGAUGACGCAUUAAGACGAACAAGGCAGCCUAUAUUAUUUUUAAAUAAGAAAUUGUGUUUCACUUAUGACUUUUUGACUUGAAAUUUUGUGUGCCUAUUGUGCUUGAGUUAAAUCUAUGUAUAUAAAGAGUUGAAUACGUGAGGGGAUAAAAAUGGCUUAAGUUAGAUAAAGUUUCAUUCUGUGUACAUGUAUCGUCCUAUCUCGCCUGCUGUUCUAUGUAUGUUCCAUUAUUUAAAUGAAGUUUCAGAAACAACUUGUAAAUGUACUGGAAGGAUUUUGUUAGGUUGUGAGGUUGUAAAUCAUUUUUAUGGUAUAUUUUGUUAGCUUUGUUUUAUCUAUUGAUAGAGUACCAUCAUUUUCUGUAUGGUUGAAUAUAGUACUCACCAUUGCCAGCCUAAACUUCAAUGUAUAAGUUAUCAAUCUGCAUAAUACCAAGGUUAUUGUUGAUUUGCUUUACUCAUUCUAUAAACCCACAUUUUCUCAUAGGAUAUUUUAGGUGUCUCUACACUAUUUUCUUUUGUUUUAAGUUGUUAGGUUUUGAAAAUUGUUCUAACAAUGUAAGUUUGAAUCACCAAUGAUGAUUCAUUUAUAUAUAAAUUAUCUUCCAUGUACAUGAUUUCUACUCUAUACUUUAAUGUGUGUAAUUUCAUGAAACGUGGCAGUAAAAAAAAUCGCAAAAUUGUAACAGGUUAUAGAAAAAUAAUAAAAAUAAAUUCUUUGUA